AUGACAGGGAUCCUGAACUGUGUAGAACGUAAUGGGGAGCUCGUCCUUCGAGGGGACCUUGGCGACUGCAUGGAUGCCCUCUGGGAACAUCGAACGGCGACAACCAUAGUAGUCGAGUUCUUUGAAAACAUGUCGGAAACAGAGUGCCUCAUGUUGUUUGCAAUACUGGCAGGCUACUCUACCAUGACCAGUCUACGAGUCUCAAGUCUCAUGGACAAGAACAAAUUGCCCAUCAAGGCUCUCAAGGCUCUCCUUAGGAAUCCCUCUGUUCGGUUGGAUAGCUUGCAUUUGGACACGAUCAAGCUUACAGGAGACAUCAAAGACUACUUGGUGUUCGUAGAAUCACUUCGUCUCUGUUCGUUGCGGAGCGUCAGGUUGGAGGACUGCGAAUUCGAAGAUCCCACCAUUGCGCUCGAUCCAUUGAUUCGUGGUCUGGCGACUAUCCCGACGCUCGAACAUGUUUCGCUGGCAAGGACGAAGCUUGCCCCGGUGGGUAUUGUAUGGAACUGCCAGUGUCUUUUCCCAUUGUUGCCUCAAGUGAGGUCUCUGACCUUGGAGGAAAUGCCAGAUUUCAAAACGAAUACAAUUUGCUUGUUGGCUUUGGCCAUUGAAGACCCUUCAUGUGCCUUGAAAGAACUCAAGAUACUGAAACACAGGCUCACCAGAAAGAGCAUCGCAUACAUUGGACGGAUGUUAUGCAAAACCCAGUCGCUGCAAGACUUCACACUUGAAGUCAAGAAUUGCCGUCAAGUGAUCCAACUUGCGAAAGACCUGACCAACAAUAUUCAAUCCAGCAGCCUUCGGUGUCUCCAUUUCCCGGGAGAAUGGGGUGCAAGUAGGGAAAGCGAUUACAUCAGUGGUCUUCGACGUGCAAUGAUUGACAUGCUCCAGAUACAGGUUCAACUCAAGAAAAUUACACUGGGAGAUAGGAAGUGCGGCUUGAGCCGAGAAUUGGCUCGAUACGUCAAAAUGAACCAGCAGAACGAGCAAGCUAUUCGUGAGUUUGGAAGGAAAAGAGAAAGUCUCGUAUGCAAGCAAAAGGUGCUUCGGCGAUCGACGUCCACCAAGCAAGAAGGAACUGAUCCCUACAGCUACUACUACGAUUACAGCAAAUCGCUGUUAUCCGGCUUGUUUCAUCCGCCGGAGAAAAGAGUCAGAUUUCGAGUUGACUAG
This is a messenger RNA of Seminavis robusta, 1173 nucleotides long. The record is from the annotation of a GenBank genome assembly. Lineage: Eukaryota; Bacillariophyta; Bacillariophyceae; Naviculales; Naviculaceae.